This is a messenger RNA of Uranotaenia lowii, 905 nucleotides long. RefSeq lists its product as uncharacterized. NCBI's taxonomy places the organism in Eukaryota, Metazoa, Arthropoda, Insecta, Diptera, Culicidae. The transcript has 2 exons. The record is from RefSeq and is a predicted model, not a curated record. The coding region runs from base 92 to 514 and encodes 140 amino acids.
AAUUAUUAAUACAAUUUUUAAGUCACUUGAGAAGAAAGCACCAGACUGGGUAGACUUAUGGGUGGAACAAGCACAGGUGAGACACCAACAGAUGACGUACGGUUUCACCGGAAGAGCUUGCCACGCGCUAUUGGAUGCUACCAAUUGUUUGGCAGACAACCCUGAACUUUCAGAUUACGUUACGGUUCUGAAUAACUUCAAAAACGUGUAUGCAAAAUGCUUUUCCUUUAAACUCGAGCAUGGGUUUGAGGAGGCUAUUGCAGAUUUUGCCAGCAGCUGGGAGAAGCUGAAUCUUCCAUUCACAUCUAAAUAUCACAUUACAAAGUACCAUGUGGCGGAUUUCUGUCGAGAAGCCGGAAGAGGACUUGGGCUUCACAAUGAGCAAGCCUCCGAAUCCGUACAUGCUGAUUUUGAUGUGAUUUGGCAGCGAUAUAAAGCUCCCAAAUCAUCAAAGGUUUAUAACGACCGUUUGUUAAACUCUUUGAUUGAUUACAACAGCAACCAUAUGUGUUAGUUUUGAGUUUUUAAUAUGUUCCAUUCAUUAUUUUUAGUUGUAUUGCUGUUUUAUAGUUUACUUUUACUUUUUACUAUUUCACUGUUUCCUUUUCCUACUAACCAAUAAAAGCACCACUGAUUUGAAAUUCAUUUUCCCCCAUAACUUCACGGAAACAAUAAUUUAAACUAAACUUAAACCCCUAAUAAACCAUACUUAUAAUACACUUAAGCCAUGUUUGGAGAGUUAAGUCAGUUGUAAAUAAUCAUAAUUUUAUCAACGGCAACAAAUACAUACUGGUUGGAAAUGACUUGGACCACUUUUUUGACGUUUUUGGAGGUUUUUUGAUGAUAUUGAAUAAUUUGAAUAUGAAUUAUUUUGAAAUUUCUCAACAAAAACCUUAAAAUCAAGA